AUUCUGUCUCACAGUGCAUCCACGAAGGCCGCGGGCAAAGAGGCCAUGAACGAUAAAGAUAUCAGAAUUUGAUUUCCCCAAGAAAGUCAAGAUGGAAAUGGAUCCUAUUAGAAUAUGUACGUUCCUUGACUCUGGAAGUUCCAAAAUGCACCGUCCCGGCAAAAUCCCAAAGCGUUUCAAAAUAAAUGUAGCCGCAUUAGUUCGCGUCAAACAAACGGAUUUGCCGCUGAAUUUCGGGAAAGAAAACUGCUUACUUGUGACUUCAGCUUGCGCUUUUCGUUUAAUCACACUUCCAAGUUCCAACCCCUUCUUCCCCUCACGGUGGCCGGGACGCACUUCUUCCGCUGCGGCACCCCUUCCGACAUUCUCCUUGCUGGUCGGGAUUUUCGUUAGAUCUGGGUCUUGAUCUGUUGUCGGGGAAGCCUUUUGGAUUUUAAGAUGACCAUCAAUAGGGUCGCCAAUGUCGGUUCCAAUUACCAGGAAGGUGAUUCUGAAAAGCGAUCCCUUGGUUGUGGCCGCCAUUGCCUCGGAAAAUGCUGCCUACCUGUCUCAAGGCUUCCUCUUUAUCUGUACAAGAAAGAUGGCAAUGUUCCCAUAGAAACCGGGGUGGUGGAAUCCUCUGAGGAAGCUUCUGAAAUAUCAUUCCUCCACAAUCUCUUGUUUGUAGAGUGGGAAAAUAGAAAGAAUCGGGGGCUUUUCAGGCAUGAUGUGACCAUCAAUGAGACAAAGUCCAUUCCUGGGCAACAUGGAUUUAUCGUACAACUGAAUGAAGAGCGCCUCCUGAAGAAACGACCUACUGAGUUUCGAUUGGAUCAAGUUCUUCAGCCCUUUGAUGAUAAUAAGUUCAAUUUCACAAAAGUUGGACAAGAAGAAGCACUCUUUCUGUUUGAGCAGAGCAGUGACCGCAAGAGUCAUUUUGUUCCAGAUGCUCUAGUUGAGAAGAUAUCUACGUCUCCCAAUGUUGUUGCAAUUAAUGUGAGCCCGCUUGAGUAUGGACAUGUCCUUCUCAUCCCCCGUAUCCUGGAUUGCUUGCCUCAGAGGAUUGACCAUGACAGCUUCCUGCUUGCUAUGCAUAUGGCUAAAGAAGCUGCUGAUCCUUAUUUUAGAGUGGGUUACAAUAGUCUGGGUGCUUUUGCCACUAUCAAUCAUCUACAUUUCCAAGCAUAUUAUUUAGUAGCACCCUUGCCGGUUGAGAAAGUCCCUGCACUAAGGAUACCGGUAGACAAGGGACUUCAUUCUCGAGGCAUUUGCAUAUCCCAACUCUUGAACUAUCCAGUUCGAGGACUAGUUUUUGAGGGUGGAAAUUCUAUACAAGAUCUGUCUGAUGCUGUUGCUUGUAGGCUUGUUUUCCUUCAGAGUAAUAACAUCCCUUUCAAUGUUCUCAUCUCUGACUGUGGGAAGAGGAUAUUUCUAUUCUUUCAGUGUUUUGCGGAGAGGCGAGCACUGGGGCAAGUGAGCCAGGAGAUCAUAAAUGCUCAGGUGAAUCCUGCUGUGUGGGAGAUCAGUGGACACUUUGUGCUUAAGAGAAGGGAGGAUUUUGAUGCUGCUUCUGAAGCAUAUGUAUGCAGGCUUCUUUCUGAUGUUUCUCUGUCAGAAGACAGGUUUCAGGAGGUCAAGUCUUGUAUCAUGAACCUAAAAGUGGAAGAAGCAUCAGAUUUAUCCUAAGCUAAUUUGUGGGAGGAUUACGUGGUUAAUGGUGAACUUGUUCAGAACCAUGAAACAGCUGCUGGUAUGCGUGGAGUUGGUUAGUUGAACAACGAAAAAUGACGUCUGGACUGAGUUUCCCAGGAAGAAACUCGUUUUUUAUGAUGAAUAUAGGUUUGUGUAGGAUUAUAAUUUAUUGAGCUAGCUACUAAGAAAGAUCUGAGACUUUACGUAGACUCUAUCCAAUAAAAAAUAGUAUUAAAUAAAAACAAUUAUUAAUAUUUAUUAA
This is a messenger RNA of Prosopis cineraria, 1933 nucleotides long. Its product is annotated as GDP-L-galactose phosphorylase 1-like. The record is from RefSeq and is a predicted model, not a curated record. Gene Ontology annotation, biological process: glucose metabolic process. Lineage: Eukaryota; Viridiplantae; Streptophyta; Magnoliopsida; Fabales; Fabaceae. The coding region runs from base 439 to 1665 and encodes 408 amino acids. Gene Ontology annotation, molecular function: GDP-D-glucose phosphorylase activity. The transcript has 5 exons. Gene Ontology annotation, cellular component: cytoplasm.